This is a messenger RNA of Lates calcarifer (barramundi perch), 4701 nucleotides long. It is a transcript of the gene tmem41aa, whose product is annotated as transmembrane protein 41aa. The record is from RefSeq and is a predicted model, not a curated record. NCBI's taxonomy places the organism in Eukaryota, Metazoa, Chordata, Actinopteri, Centropomidae. Bases 107 to 958 code for a protein of 283 amino acids. The transcript has 5 exons.
GCCUAAACACCAAAGAAGAAGUUGAUACCGGGAUGUGACGUCGCUGCGGCAGUUAGCCGACAGUUGUUUCUAUCUAUUCUACUCACUGAAUACAGAGGCAACAAAUAUGCGCUCUCUCGUCGGAUUAGUCGCUGUAGUUGUUUCUGCCAGCUUGUACCUGUACUCACUGUCACUGUACCUGCCCGCAGGACCCCGGCGACGUCCUCAUUCAGCUACCGAUAAAGAACAUUUGGACUCAGAGUCCGAGAAGCUGCAGCCCCCUGACAGCGCGGAGGAAACCAGCAGGUUGAAAUUCCCUUCAGACUUGGAGGAGCUGAGGGAACUGGCUGAGCUCCUGCAGUUUUACAAGACAGAGCACACUGGAUAUGUCCUGCUGCUCUUUUGUAGUGCAUAUCUGUACAAGCAGUCCUUUGCCAUUCCUGGAUCCUCGUUCCUGAACAUUCUUGCAGGAGCUAUAUUUGGACCGUAUCAAGGACUGCUGCUAGCCUGUGCACUCACCACUGUGGGCUCCACUAUGUGCUAUCUCCUGUCCCAGGCCUUCGGAAAACGCUACAUUGUGAACCUCUUUCCUAAUAAAGUCUCCAUGCUACAGAGGAAGGUUGAGGAGAACCAGGACAGUCUGUUCUUCUUUCUGCUCUUCCUGAGAUUCUUUCCCAUGACACCCAACUGGUUUCUGAACAUGUCUGCCCCGAUUGUCAACAUCCCCAUCACCUUCUUCUUCUGUUCAGUCUUCAUUGGUCUCUUGCCGUACAACUUCAUCUGCGUCCAGACAGGCGUCAUGUUGUCUGAGGUAUCGUCGCUGGAUGACUUGUUCUCCUGGGAGCGGCUGCUGCAGCUGCUGGCCAUUGCCUGCAUGGCUCUGCUGCCCGGUGCUCUCAUCCGCCACUACAGUCAGAGGCGUCUCAGAUUGGAUGUCCAGUCGCAGAACGGACUCAUCACAGAUAAGAAGGUCCAGUGAUUUGCUUCGGAAAUUACUUUGUCCCUUGGUGUUUCGAUGUGCUCUGUCCUCAAAAGUGAAUGUAUUUAAAGUGGAGACUCUUCAGAAAACCUUUGUUCACACACACGUGUGUGACGGCCUCUUUUAUCUGGAGUGCUUUAUUUUUCUGGAGCCACCUGGGCAUGGAGAAGGUAGCUUUAAAAAAAAUGAUGAAGCUGUCACAAUGGGAUUCAAAGUUGUGUAUGCUGUGUUACCAGAUGUUGGUGUUUCUGUACCACAACUUGUGUGGGUACAGCAUACACAGUAUAUGUAUAUAGAUGUAUGAAUGUACAGUAAUAUGGAAAGAGGGAAGGAUUUUAAGGACAUUUUGCUCAUACUAGUAUUGAAAGAGCUAGUAUUCAAAGUGCCUGUCAUGCAGUUAGAGACUUAAACUUCUACCUCCAGCAUUGACAAGUGGAACAAAUUAAUGUAUAGGUUAAAGGUCUACCCAUACAUCUAGAGGCAGAUGGUUCAGAUAAUUGUUUUGUUGGGUUUGUGUAAGUUAUGUCUUUUGUAACUGAAAUACUGAUUAUGUUUUCUGGAUACACUACACAGCUUGAAGUUGUAUUUUUUCUUGUUUGACAAUCACAUUUUGUAAUUUCAGUACAAAUUGUAAUUAAGUAUAUAGGGAAGUUUUUACAAGUUUUUCAAAUUGUACAGUGUAAUUAAGAGACCAGAAUUUGGCCUCAGAAAGACCAGAGUGCCACGUCAUUUUACGGAACCAAUUGAAAUACUUUAUUUUUUUGUAACUAAAUGUACAGCCCUGAUUUAAAGUGUCUUGAUGUUAAUCAGUCAGAUUCUUUAUUUGAAAGUGAAUGUGCAUUUAUUUCACGCAGUGUGAGGCCUCGGUUAAACCAAGCCUUAAUAUUACUUCAAAAUCUUUCUUUGCUGCCUCUUAUUACGUGUCCAUGUGUCUUUUGAACAGUAUCUUGGCCCUACAGUGUCUGUAGUCUGUACUAUAUAAAAUGUCAUUCUGUAACUCCUUAAUGUGGGUUAAUGUGUGUGUAAUGACAUGUGACAUGGCUGUGACAUUUAAAAUAAAUCAGAUCUUUAUUUCAAAGGUGAAAAAAACUUGAAUAAUAGAACAGUAAACAUGUGGAAACCAAUACUUUCUUUCAAAUAUUCUUUAUUGCUCAGAUCCAGGUUGCUCAGCAAUACAGUUCACUCACAACUCAAAACAACAGCAUGGCUGUUACUAGAAAGGCAUGGAUCCAUGAGAUGUAUUAAAAAUGGAUCAUAUGUCUGUCCAGCGCACAGUCACCAAUUACCUUGAGGUGUUUGGGACCUUUUGGCCCGUGGGAAAUGUAGGACUUGAGGGUUUUGACCUACUGAGGAAACAAAAGGAAUCUCCCAAAUGGUGAAAUGCCGUUAAGAAAUGGAUCCAUGUAAAACCACAAAAGUCUAGUGCUAUAUGAAGUGUAGUACAUACUGGAUCGCCUACAACAGUCUCAUGCAAUGCUUUGUGUUUUCUCAUUGAACAAGAAGAUGGGACAAAAAAAACACUGCUGUGGUUCUCCUACUAAAUCCUUCCUCAGCUUAUCCAUAAUUGUUUUUUUGGAUGGUUGUUAAAUGCCCUCUUUGCUGUUCAGUCCCAAAGGCAGAACAAGUUUAAUCACCUUUUUAUUUUCAGACCUGGAUACUCUGUCAACCCUCCAGCUUGUCAUACAGUCAUAUCCACUUGCUUUUUUUUUUUUUAAUUUAUAUAUUUUUUGCCAUUCUCAUUCCCACAUAUGUUCAAAACCCUAGCUAGGAUAUUUUUCAACCACAUUGUAACAGCUACUAUUAUUGGUAGUGAUCUAACAGGAAUGAAUAUUAAAGCAAGCUCCAGACGUACUGCAUUAUUAAAUCAGUGUAAAUGACGAGAAAACCAGAUCAACAGAAAACAAAAUAAAGCCUAAAACUAUCCAACCACUGUGUGAUAUGACUAACAACACUGUACAUCCUCAGUGAUGUGUGUAAUUGUGGUUUUCUGGUACUGAAUAUUAAUGCCUAGCAACACCCCACAAAACCUAGAAAACAACUAUCCUUGGAAGUUAAAAAAAAAAAAAGUUUACUACCAUCUUGACAAGUUUAGCCUCAGAUUGCAGUUGCCCCGCAGAGCAACAACCAGGAUGCUCCGCUCUCAACACCAUAGCGAAACUGAACCAGCUAGAGGAAAACCUGUGCUUAUAAAGAGCCAUAAAAAAAGAGAGAGAGACAGAGGUCUGAAGAGUCCUCUGCAAUGCAAUGCAAGGAAAGAGCCUCAACUUCAAAACUGCUUCUAAAAAAAAAGAAAGAAAGAAAAAGAAAAAAACUACUCCUGACAGUCAAAACAAACCAUGACUGACUAACUACAAUUUCCAGUGCUACUGUGAAAAGCCGUUUUCUCCUUGACCCGCCCAACUACAGUGAAGCAGACCACCACAGGAGUCAUGCGUUGGAGUAGAAGCACCGUACUGCAUUCGUGUGGGUAAGGUCAGGGUAUCUUAAUCAGGUCUGGUGAGCUAUAUCGUCAUCAGUAUGAGGUACUGUACUGGCUGUGGGGAGGCUUGCUGAAACAGCCUCAGGCAUUGUGUGAGUUUUGAUAGACCUUUAAUGUUUAUUUAUUUUAGCACUGCUAGUCUGUGUGAUCACUGGGACAAAAAUGAUCCACCUCAUCUGAUGACAUAGGUCUGCCGUCCAAAAAAAAAAAAAUCUCUCGACAGUUAAGAAAACUCCAAAGACAAACACUAACUUUCACUAUAUCAUCCAUUUAUUUAAUUCUUUUGCCCUACAUCGGUUUUAGUAACUAAAGUCAGCCUUGGAUUCUGAGAGGUAAUUCUGAAAUGUACAGCACAAAAAAAAAAAAAAAAAAAAAAAAAAUUAAAAUAAUAUUGGUAGAUUGAUGAGAAAACCAUUUAGAGGUCAGUUUGUGAGAAGCUGUGACACUCUAAACCUCUCCCACCAUCUCUCACAAUGCAGGUGCAGACUGGUAAGUGUUAUAGAGAGACAGAAAACGAUGCAUUUAUGUGUGACUCUAUUGUACAUGUUUACAGAUAUACAGUUAUCUUGUCGUACACAGUGACAUUUCAACGACUAGAGUUGUUCUACAUUCUACACAGAAGACUAGGGUUUUACACCACGUUCAAGAGUCCUGUCAGUGUAUUUUUGCAGUUUCGUGUUUUCUUCAAAUCAACCCCAGAGUACGCUGUUAUCAAAUAGAGCUGGUAAGAUUGGGGUGGAUUAUUAUAAAAUUCUUUUUUUUUUCACAAGUGAAUAAACUUCAUUGUUUUUUUUUUUUUUAAUUUUCUUUUUUUUAAGUUUCAAAAAACCUGGAGGUACAGUUGGGAAAAACAGGAGGUACAGUUGGUUAGUUUCUGUUUCUAUCAACCGAUUUGUAUGUUCUUUUUGUUUUUUGUUUUUUUUCCUUUCAUUGAUGGUGAAAUCAGUACACAACAUCCACAUUCAGAACCACUUCGGGCAGGUAUGUACCCCUUAGAUCCUGCUCUUCAUUCCUAUCUAGCGAAAAUCGACUUGGAAAUCCUUUGACGUGUAUCAUUAAGAGGUUGUUUGGCGUCCAGGCAAAGACAGUCCAACAGAGUUGACUACGGUUUACAAAGUUUCACUAGUCAGCUGGACCUGAAAAGCUUAGAGAUUACUGUAGAUCUUUUCUCUUGAUCUUUUUUUUUGUUUUUCAUUAAAAAAGAAAAAUUAAAAACGCUCAAAAUGAUCAACAAGGUUAACAAGGCAUACAAAAUGUGGAAAAA